UAAGCUGAUAAAUAAGACGUCCGGCCAAGCCAACAACGUAAGAACCAGAGAAGCCCACAGGAGUUCAGACUUCAGAGACGGGGGCAGAGAAACGAUGAGGGCCAUACCGUGCGCCUACUGCAGGCGCAAGUCUCCCCUCCUCGUCUCCUUGCUACUGCUUGUCGCGCUAUGGCAAGGCGGGACGGCGGCCCGAGCUCUCGACUUCACCAGGGCGGAUUUCCCCAGCGACUUCGUCUUCGGCGCCGGCACGUCGGCCUACCAGUACGAGGGGGCGACCGAUGAAGACGGGAGGAGCCCAAGCAUCUGGGACACUUUUACUCAUGCAGGGAAGAUGCCGGACAAGAGCACCGGCGAUUUGGGCGCAGAUGGCUACCACAGAUACAAGGAGGAUGUGGAGUUGAUGUCUGACACUGGGCUGGAGGCGUACCGGUUCUCCAUUUCUUGGUCUAGGCUCAUCCCAAGAGGAAGAGGACCUCUGAACCCGAAAGGCCUGGAGUAUUACAACAACCUGAUAAACGAGCUAACGAAACGAGGAAUCGAGAUACACGUGACUCUGUACCACCUGGAUUUCCCUCAGAUCCUGGAGGACGAGUACCACGGCUGGCUGAGCCCCAGGGUCGUGGCCGACUUCACGGCGUUCGCGGACGCGUGCUUCCGGGAGUUCGGCGACCGGGUGCGGCACUGGACCACCAUGGACGAGCCCAACGUGAUCUCCAUCGCCGCCUACGACAGCGGCGCCUUCCCGCCGUGCCGCUGCUCCGCGCCGUUCGGGAUCAACUGCACCGUCGGGGACUCCACCGUGGAGCCCUACGUCGUGGCGCACCACUCCAUCCUGGCGCACGCCUCCGUCGUCAGGCUCUACCAUCAGAAGUACAGGGCCGCGCAGAAGGGCGUCGUCGGCAUGAACAUCUACAGCUUCUGGAACUAUCCUUUCUCCGACAGCCCCGCCGACGUCGCUGCCACGCAGAGGUCGCUCGACUUCAUGAUCGGCUGGAUCUUGGACCCUUUGGUGUAUGGAGACUACCCUGAGAUCAUGAAGAAGAAAGCUGGGUCCAGGAUUCCGGCCUUCACCGAGGAACAGUCGGAGCUGAUCCGUGGGAGCAUCGAUUUCGUCGGAAUUAACCACUACACGUCGGUGUACGUCAGCGACGGGAAGAGCAGCGCCGACGCCGGCCUCCGGGACUACAACGCCGAUCUCUCUGCCACCUUCAGAUUGUCAAAGAAUGACAGCGGCACUGGUCAGUUUAUCCCUAUCAAUAUGCCGGACGAUCCACAAGGGCUGCAAUGUAUGCUCCAGUACCUCACCGACAAAUACCAGAACAUUCCCAUCUAUGUGCAAGAAAACGGCUAUGGGCAAUUCUUCAACGACUCGGUGAAUGACCAUAACAGAGUGGAGUACUUGAGUGGCUACAUCGGCAGCACACUCACUGCACUCAGGAAUGGAGCCAACGUGAAGGGCUACUUUGUUUGGUCAUUCCUGGAUGUGUUCGAGCUACUCGCGGGCUACUAUUCGCGAUACGGACUGCACUAUGUCGAUUUCAAGGAUCCCGGGCUGCCAAGGCUGCCAAAGCUCUCUGCUAAGUGGUACUCCAAAUUCUUGAGGAGUGAAAUUGGGAUAAACAUAGAGGACAAGGUUAGUUCUGACGCAAGAUCACAUGCUCAGCAAUGAGCUUAGUUAGCAGUCCAUGGAAACGUUCAGGUUGGAGUGACUGAAGAAUCGGGCGAAAGAGAUCAGAGUGUGGACAUGACUUUCCAUGUUCAGUAUACAAAGAAGAAUUUUUAUUCCUCUUCUCAUAGUUGGCCAUGGCUCACUAUUGUGAGCAAUAGGUGUAUACUCUUCACUACAUACUUCAUUUGUAGACUGAGGCUGUAACAUUCUUGUUGGCACGACCCAUUACUGCGAAGGUAAUCACAUACGAAUAAAGUUGUCAAUACUAUAAAUGAUUCUCCAAAAUAAUAUCUUCCUGCUUCUUAAUAAAA
This is a messenger RNA of Brachypodium distachyon (stiff brome), 1980 nucleotides long. Its product is annotated as beta-glucosidase 22. The record is from RefSeq and is a predicted model, not a curated record. The transcript is spliced from 12 exons. Bases 95 to 1669 code for a protein of 524 amino acids. Lineage: Eukaryota; Viridiplantae; Streptophyta; Magnoliopsida; Poales; Poaceae. Gene Ontology annotation, molecular function: beta-glucosidase activity. Gene Ontology annotation, biological process: carbohydrate metabolic process.